Molecule: messenger RNA, 843 nt
Organism: Aspergillus pseudotamarii
Lineage: Eukaryota; Fungi; Ascomycota; Eurotiomycetes; Eurotiales; Aspergillaceae
Product: proteasome regulatory particle base subunit RPN10
Exons: 4
Coding region: 1-843 (280 amino acids)
Biological process (GO): proteasome-mediated ubiquitin-dependent protein catabolic process
Cellular component (GO): cytosol; proteasome regulatory particle, base subcomplex; nucleus
Molecular function (GO): polyubiquitin modification-dependent protein binding
Source: RefSeq, a predicted model, not a curated record
AUGUCGCUCGAAGCAACCAUGAUCAUCGUGGAUAAUAGCGAAAGCAGUAGAAAUGGAGACUAUACCUCGACAAGAUGGCAAGCACAGAUCGACGCCGUCAGCGUUAUUCACACCGCCAAGAUGCGCGUACAUCCCCAGUCAGCCGUCGGACUUAUGAGCAUGGGUGGAAAGGGCCCUGAGGUUCUGUCGACAUUCACCUCCGACUUUGGUGCUAUCCUGGCCGGUCUGCACCGCACUAAGAUCCACGGCACUGCCCACCUUAGCUCCAGUAUACAAGUGGCCGGUCUCGCUUUGAAACAUCGUUCCGAGAAGUCCCAACGCCAACGCAUCAUCGUGUUCUCGUGCUCUCCGAUCGAAGAAGAUGAGAAGUCAUUGGUUAAGCUGGCUAAGAAGAUGAAGAAGAACAAUGUAUCUAUCGAUGUUAUUGCCUUCGGAGACCUCGAAUCCGAUCAAACUAAGAAGCUGGAGGCGUUCGUCGAGAACGUCAAAGGCGGCGACGGCUCACACCUGGCCAUCAUCCCUCCUGGUCCGAAUCUGUUGAGCGAGGAGCUUCAAAUGACUCCCAUUCUAGGCGGCGAUGGUGCUGGAGCAGGCGACGCAGGUGCAGGUGGUGAAACCGGCGAAUUUGGAUUCGAAGAUGCAGCUGAGAAUGAUCCCGAAUUGGCGUUCGCCCUACGCUUAUCCCUGGAAGAAGAGAAGAACCGGCAAGAGAAGGAAAAGCGGGAGCGGGAGGAGCAAGAACGCAAAGCCAACCUGGAUAACAUUCCUGAGGAAGGACAAUCAGGUGAAUCGAGCGGGAGCAAAGAUAAGAAGGAGGACGGUGACAAGAUGGACACCGCGUAG